AUAAAGCAGUUGUGUUUUUCUGAAGAUAUAUUCCCUGCGACAUAUCACUACCGAAAACUACGCAUAAAAUUUUGAUGCGCCUACCGAAAACCGCCAACAUAAUCUGGCCACACUGCUGUCAACGCGUGAAGGCAUCUUGGCGCUAUUCCGCAAUUGUUUCGUGACUUUUCCUGUAGCAACAACGGCCGCGAACUGUGAGUGAAUGCACAAUGUCCACGAUAAAUAAGCUUGAAAUACGUGGAAUACGCAGUUUUGGAGUGGACCGUGCCGAUGUGCAGCAAAUCAAUUUCCGCUCCCCGCUCACGCUGAUCGUGGGCCAGAACGGUUGCGGCAAGACCACCAUCAUCGAAUGCCUGAAGUACGGGCUGACGGGAGAGGUGCCGCCGGGCACGAACCGGGGCGUCGGCUUCGUGCACGAUCCCAAGAUAUUCAACACCGUGGAGAGCUUGGGGCAGGUGAAGCUGAUGGUGAAGGAUUUUACCGGCAACACGGUGACGGCGAUCCGGUCGAUGAAAAUCACGCACAAGGGCAAGAACCCCAAGUUCGAAACGAUGGACUCGACCAUCACGAUGGAGAACGCCCAGACGAAGGAGAAGGUCACGAUGACGCGGUCGCGCGUCACCGACAUCAACAACGAGAUGUGCGACGCGAUGGGCGUCUCGAAGGCCAUCCUGAACAAUGUGAUAUUCUGCCACCAGGAGGACUCCUGCUGGCCGCUGGAGGAGCCGAAGGAGCUGAAGAAAAAGUUCGACGCCAUCUUCGGGACGACCGAGUACAACCGGGUGAUCGAUAAGCUGAUCAAGAUCAGCAAGGAGUACAACGAGAAGCUGAAGGAGAAGCAGGGCGACCUGAAGCUGCUGCAGAACGUGAAGGCGCAGGCGGAAACGAAGCAGCUGCAGCUGGAGGACGGCGAGCGGAAUAUGGCAAGGCUGACGCAAAUGAUCGGCGAGCUGGAGGAGGACAUCCGGCCGAUUCAGAGCAAGCUGGAGCAGCUGGCCCUGGUCGAGCGGCAGUACUCGUCGCUGCUAGCGAAGAAGAUUGAGUUUAACUCCAAGAUAAAGAGCAAGCACGAGCAAAGCCAACAGCUCCGUUCGAAGAUAAACAAACUGUUUGAAGGAUCGUUGCCCGAGCUGGAGAUGGAAGUGCGAAUCUUUCAGCAAACGUCCGCCUCGAAGCGGUCCGAGCUGGAGGACGAAGAAGCGGAGCUGCAGCGCCUCAAACUGCAGGACCGUUCCCUGCAAAGCAAGCUGCAGUCAAUCGAUGGGCAAAAGAUUGAGCUCGCCGAAAAGCAGAAACGCGAACGGGAGCUUCAGAUCGAGCGAGGCAAAAAGAUUCGGGCGCUUGGCGAUAAGCUUUCGCUCUCGCUGGUCGACGAUUACGGUGCUGCUUCGGUCAGUGCCAGCGUAGUAGAGGCUGCCCUCGGCUCGAUCCGCAAUGCGCUCAAAGCGCAAGAAGCGACGGUCCAAUCGAAGGGCAAGGCCUUUGAAGAGGAAGACGCACAGGCACAGAAGCGCAUCGACAAGUUGCGCGAAACGAAAGCCACGCUGGAGAGCGACUGCACCUCCAAGCGCAAGCAGAUCGAGCAGCUGGACCGUGAAAAGCUGCAGACGGCUCGCGAAGUGGCCGAAAUCGAGCGAUCGGCCGAAACGCUGAAGCGACUGAUCGAUGAAAUCGAUCGGCUCGAGCAAGAGUACGAAACGCAGGUCACUGCUGCGGAUCUGCCCGCGAAGCGCAAGGAGCUGGCGGAAAGGAAGUUGCUGCGCGAUCAGCUGCAGGAUCAGCUGGACAAGCUGGACGAGCGCAUCAGCUCGCUCGAUGCGGUGGCCAUGAAGGAGCAGGAGCUGACACUGAAGGAGCAGCAGUGCACCGGGCGGGAGGCUGAGCUGCGCCGGCUGCGCAACAAGCAUGGCGACAGCUUGCGGCGCCUCUUUCCCGACCGCACAAUCGAGUCGAACUACAAGAGCAAUCUGCAAAACCUGUACGACGAGCUGCAAAAGGAGGUGAAAACUGUGAAUGAAAAGGUGCGCCGCUCGCAGGCCACGGUGACGGAGAUGGAAACGACCCGCAAAAGCCAGAAGCAGCAGCUCGAUCGGCUGGAGCGUGAGUUGGCCGACGCAGAGGAGAAAAUAUACAGCGCCUGCCGGGGCAACGCGUACGAGGAGGUGCUGGCCAAGCUGAACGAAAAGAUACAGAAAAACAACAUGGAGCACGGCGAGGCACGGUCGGCCGUCGUGCUGUACCAAAAGUUCAUUGCCAACAUCGAAAACGAUCGCUGCUGUCCGGUGUGCGAAAAGGGGCUGGAGAGUGAGGACGCGCACGAGGUGAGCGGCAAGCUGGGGGAUGAGAUUCGACGGCUGCCGGAGAAGAUUGAAACGCUCGAGCGGACGCUCAAGAAGGAUCGGGCCGAUUACGACAAGCUGCUCGCACUGAAACCGAUCUCGGAGCGGUUGGAAAAGCAAAGGAAGGAACUGCCCCAGCUGAAACAGCAGCUGCAGGAUACGGAGAAACGGCUCAGCACCGCAUCGGACGAGCUGGAAGAGUACCAGCUGGCGGUGUCGGAACCGACGGCAAACAUGCAGCUGAUCAAUGCGAUUGUCGGCGACAUGAGCGUGCUGGACAAGCUGGGCAGCGAGCUGGAGCGCAUGAAACGUGGCGUAGAGGAGCUGCGUGCCCAGCUGGGGCCGAACAUGGCCGAGGGCGUUACCAUCGAGUCGCUCAAAUCGGAACGGGAAGCUUUGCGCGCCAAGUUUAAAACGGAGCGAAAGCUCACCGACGAGCUGCAGAACACGAUCGAUACUAAAACGGAAAAGCUGAACAAUCUGCAGGCUCGCAACAAUCAGAUGAAGUCGAAAAAGCUGAAGCUACAGGAAUCGGUCCAAUCGUUGGAGCAGAAGCGCGCGUCCGUCAACGAGCUGGGUGCAAAAAUUGUCACCCUGGAGGAGGAAUUUAAAGACGCCGAACGGCGACUCACCCCGGUGCGGCAGCAGCUGCAGCAGGAGCUAGAGCAGAAGCAACGCUCCAAGGAGCAAAACAACAAAGAGCUGCAGCGGUUGCGCAAAGGGCUUGAGGAGCUGCGCUGGGAGGAAACGGCAAUCGUACGGCUGAGCGGCGAGCUGGACGAUCUGGCCGCACUCAAUUUGGGCGUCGAGCUGAGCCGACUGCAGGCGAAACGAGAACAAGCGCAGCAAGAGCAAGACCAGCUAAAGCGCACGAUGGACGGCAAGGCGAAAAGCAUCGAAAAGCUGCGGCAAGACAUCGCCAAUCAGCAUCUGCAGGAGCGGGAUCUGCUGGACAAUCGCGAUCUGAAGCGUUUGAUGCGCGAAACGGCCGACUUGGAGGCGGAACUAGCCGCGCUGGUCAAGAGCAUGGGCGAGAUGGAGGUGUGCAGUGUGCAGAAGGAGCGCGAUCGGCUCAUUGAUCUGCGCGAUGAGCUGCAGGCCCGCCGGAGCGAACUGAACGGCCAGGUCGGCGAGCUGCAGCGGCAGCUGAACGAGCUGCGCAAGGAGCUGAAUCGCAGCGAGUUCCGCAACGCUGUCCGCAACUACGUCACGACGCUGACCGAAUCGAUCGUGCAGCGGAAGAUCAUCAGCGACAUCAAGAAGUACCGGGACGCGCUGGAAAGUGCACUGCGCGAGUACCACACGGAGAAGAUGCAGGAGAUCAACCGGACCAUCUUUUCGCUGUGGCGCGAUAUCUAUCGCGGGAACGACAUCGACUACAUACGCAUCAACACGGUGGACGAUGGGGUGGCGGAGCGGUCGGACAAGCGCCGUGCCUACACGUACGGCGUGGUGCAGGCGAAGAACGAUGUGGAGAUCGAUAUGCGUGGCCGCUGCAGUGCCGGACAGAAGGUGCUGGCCUCGCUCAUCAUACGGCUGGCGCUGGCGGAAACGUUCAGCAGCAACUGUGGCGUGAUGGCGCUGGACGAACCGACCACUAACCUGGACCGGGACAACAUCGACUCGCUGUGUGAAUCGUUGCGUCGCAUCGUGUCGGAGCGGGAAGGGGGCCACUUUCUGCUGAUCGUCAUCACUCACGACGAGGAGUUUGUGACCAAGCUGGAAAAGUUUGAAAACUACUAUCGCAUUUCGCGCAACAGCGAAGGCAAAUCGGUGAUUAAAGAGGAGCAACUUUAAAUUCCAUGCCAUAUUCCAUUUUUGCAUUGCACGUAUGUAUUAUUCUCAUUUUUCGUUAUUGUCUUGGUAUGUUAUCAUAUUCAGUUUAUUAAUAAAACAUACGAUGCUGUUUGGAUAAAGAGA
Molecule: messenger RNA, 4259 nt
Organism: Anopheles arabiensis
Lineage: Eukaryota; Metazoa; Arthropoda; Insecta; Diptera; Culicidae
Gene: rad50
Product: DNA repair protein RAD50
Exons: 3
Coding region: 210-4136 (1308 amino acids)
Biological process (GO): double-strand break repair; telomere maintenance via telomerase; telomere maintenance via recombination
Cellular component (GO): condensed nuclear chromosome; nucleus; Mre11 complex
Molecular function (GO): double-stranded telomeric DNA binding; ATP hydrolysis activity; G-quadruplex DNA binding
Source: RefSeq, a predicted model, not a curated record